This is a messenger RNA of Neltuma alba, 1986 nucleotides long. RefSeq lists its product as uncharacterized. Lineage: Eukaryota; Viridiplantae; Streptophyta; Magnoliopsida; Fabales; Fabaceae. The record is from RefSeq and is a predicted model, not a curated record. Bases 257 to 1594 code for a protein of 445 amino acids. The transcript is spliced from 6 exons.
UCUGAGGGAGCAAGCGUUGCAGUGCGUUGACGAAGCGGUGUGAGAGAGAGAAGCAAGCAACUGGUGAUGGUGGAGAGAGAAGAUUAGGGUGGUCCUGCUUGCGAUUUUCGACCUUUUGGCUGUCCCCAAAUUCCAAUUUCAUUCAAUCUUAACGCUUCCUGGGAUUCUGGGGUUGCUCGCCAAAUUCCAUUUGAGCAUCUGCAAGAACUGAUUCGUGCUGACGGUGUCGAAGGAGAAGAACUCGUUGUUUUUGUUAAUGUCGAAGAUGGCGUAUAGAAGGAGGCAGCAAGGAACUUCAAGACCGUCGGCGACAUUUGAAGAAUUUUCAGACGAAGGAAUUCGGAACCCUCCUCCUCCUCCUCCUCCUUCUUUUGAUGCCCUGCCCGCUGAUAUUGACAGCUCAUUUACUUCGUCUCCGUCUUCACUAGCUGCCAAAGCCAUUAGAGCAUCUUCGGCUCGUCGGGACUCUUCCCUCUCCUCUGCUUACCGUCACUCCAACCUUCCCAGUGCUCCUUCCGUUGCCCUACCAACUCCUACUCCACCUGUAUCUUCUAAGGAUUCAAGAGUCUAUGAAUAUACGUCAAUGAAAACCUUGAAUGAGUCCAAGCAAGGAUUUUGGGGUUCUCUGGCCAGAAAAGCCAAAUCCAUAAUUGAGGAUGAACAGGCAACCCAGCAUUCUAAAGCACCUGGGAGGGUGGAGCCACAAAUGCCUGGUGCAGCUUCUAGGGGCAAGUUCCAACAUUCAUAUAACAUGGAGGAGAACAAUCUCAAAAGGGACAACCCAAAGUUACUUAAGGGAUUUGAUGCAAUCACGUCUUCUCUAAGCAAUAUUGGUAGCACCAUUGGUAAUGCCUUGGAGGAGGGUUUUACAGUUGUGGAGAAUCGGACUUCAGGCAUCAUCCAAGAAACUCGUAAUCAUAUCAAGAAAAAGCCUGGCAGCUCUGAGUUAGAGAGGCAGGAGACAAACCGUUCUGCUACACACCAACACUCACAAUCACGGACCCAGAUGCAAACAGACCAAGAACUUCAAUUGAAGGCAUCUCGCGACGUUGCAAUGGCAAUGGCGGCCAAAGCAAAGUUGCUUCUUCGGGAGUUGAAGACCGUUAAAGCUGAUUUGGCUUUUGCAAAAGAUCGAUGUGCGCAGCUGGAGGAAGAAAAUAGAAUUCUUCGUGAGAGUCGUGAAAGGGGAGACAACCCAGAAGAUGAUGAUAUGAUACGACUUCAACUUGAAACACUGUUGGCUGAAAAAGCUCGCCUGGCUCAUGAAAACUCAGUGUUUGCCCGGGAGAAUCGGUUUCUAAGGGAAGUCGUUGAAUAUCACCAGCUCACCAUGCAAGAUGUUGUCUACUUUGAUGAGAGCAAUGAGGAAGUGACCGAAGUUAAUCCCCUCAAUUUGCCCCCAGGGCCUCACAUGCAGCUUGAUUCCGUGUCUUCAUCUCCAACCACACCAUCACUGUCUUCACCCACUGCCCUUGACAUGGACACAAAGAGCUUGGAACUGAGGAGAAGCGUCUCACCUAUACCAGGGAGGGAUACAAAGACUUCAGAACUGACAAGAAGCAUAUCCUCUUCUCCAGUAAUGGACACCAAGUGACGCAUGAAAUGCUCCUGCUUCUAUACAAAUUUGAUGGGAAAUGUUUUGAAUGGUACCAAUAUCUUAUUGUUUCCUUUGAUUUGUUAUUAUUUAAUUGUUGGUCCUGCACGUUUCAUGGGUGUCAUAACCUGUUAUGUAAUAUUACUUUUAUUGUAUAACUUAAGCUUUUUAGUUCCCAAUUUAUGUAUCAGCGUAAAACCCAAAUUAGCAGGUUUCUGUAUAGCGGCCUUAACCCUAAAGGGGGGAGUUUAUGUAUAGCAGCAAAUUGGUGUCCCGGUUCCCAUGGUACUACCCAGCUGUUGUGUCUGUGCAUCAUGUAUUUGAUCAUAUCUGAUACAAUGAAGUUGUAAGGACAGUUUGUUUAGUCAAGGGCCAUUAAUACUUUUCUUUAA